GAGAAGCGAGGGCUGCCAAGCAUGGACCGGCUUCCAGGGGAUCAGCAGAGCUGCAGCUCCACGGAUGAGAUGAGGGCACUAGAGCAACCACUCACUGGGAAAACAAGUAUUGGUGCCAGAGCUUUCGGUGGGUUCCAAGCCUGCUUUUUUGGAGACAGGCCCAUGGAUACAGUACGGAUUGCAGCUGUGGGAGCUGGUGUGGUGGGGCUCUCCACCGCUGUGUGCAUUUCCAAACUGGUCCCGCGAUGCUCCAUUACAGUCAUUUCAGACCAGUUCACUCCCGAGACCACGAGUGAUGUGGCAGCCGGAAUGCUUAUUCCUCCUGUUUAUCCAGACACACCCAUUCACAAGCAGAAGCAGUGGUUUAAAGAGACAUUUGAUCACCUGUUUGCAAUUGCCAAUUCUGCAGAAGCUGAAGAUGCUGGUGUUCUCCUGGUGUCUGGUUGGCAGAUAUUUCGGAGCAUUCCUACUGAGGAAGUGCCAUUCUGGGCUGAUGUGGUGCUGGGAUUUCGAAAGAUGACUGAGGAUGAGCUGAAGAAAUUCCCCCAACAUGUGUUCGGUCAGGCUUUUACGACGCUCAAAUGUGAAGGCCCUGCCUACCUCCCGUGGUUGGAGAAAAGGCUAAAAGGAAGCGGGGGCCUGAUACUCACCCGACGAGUAGAAGACCUGUGGGAGCUUCACCCGUCCUUCGACAUUGUGGUCAACUGUUCAGGCCUUGGAAGCAGGCAGCUUGCAGGAGAUCCGAAGAUUUUCCCAGUGAGGGGUCAAGUGCUCAAAGUGCAGGCUCCCUGGGUGAAGCAUUUUAUCCGAGAUGGGAGUGGGCUGACAUACAUUUACCCUGGUAUAUCCAACGUAACCCUGGGUGGAACUAGGCAAAAAGGAGACUGGAAUCUGUCCCCAGAUGCAGAAGUUAGCAAAGGGAUUCUUUCCCGAUGCUGUGCCCUCGAGCCCUCUCUCCAUGGAGCCUGUGACAUAAGGGAGAAGGUGGGCUUGAGGCCCACCAGGCCAGGUGUGCGGCUGGAGAAAGAGCUCUUAGCCCAGGGCAGCCGGAGGCUGCCUGUGGUCCAUCACUACGGCCACGGUAGUGGGGGCAUAGCCAUGCACUGGGGCACUGCCCUGGAGGCCGCCAGGCUGGUGAGCGAGUGUGCCCAAGCCCUCAGGACCCCUGCUCCCAAAUCAAAGCUGUAGGCAUGAAAUGACAGCAAAUGGCCCCAGAAACUAUUAAUCAAAAUAUAAUUUAAGUACCAGAAGAGAUUCAAAUAACCCUUCUAUCAAAUGAAAGCUUAAUUGGACAUGGCUUUGCUUUCAAAAUUAGAAAUGAUGCAAUAUGUAUCAGUAGACUUAAGAUUAGUACUAAUCUAACUUAGUACUAGACUUAAGUCUAGUACUAAUGACAUAGGGCAUAAAGCUCUAUUUUUGUUAAAAAAUACUUGCUAUAAAGUAAGAUUUCUUUAAGAUCUUGUGUCCAAGGAUCUAUGCCAAUUCACAUGGUUGCAGGGAUUUUUUUUGGCUCAUAAAUCCACAGGAGGAGAUAAUGUAUAGAAAACACUUAACUCACUGUCGGUUGCAGAGCUGCCCAUGAUGCUCAUAGGUUGCAGUCAAGUGAACACUAUAAUCCUUUAAAAUUACACAGUGAUAUACAAUUCAGGCUUGUUCCAUGUAGUGGAAGACAAAGCAUGAUUCCUGCUAGUGCUAGUGGCAACCUCUACUUCCUCUCAGCUGGUACUGAUGGUAGAAGAUAGGGAUGAUGUUGCCUACAGAUGUGGCAUCAACUCAAUUGCGGUCUGGGGUCAAUCACCUAAGGGGCGUACUUUCCACUACCACAAAUGAUUGAGAGCUGGUUUGUUGGAUGGUUGACUUUGCCUAAGCAUUUUUGAAGAUUGAAUAGUAUGUGCAGCCAAAGGGCUAAUGUGCUAAUUAAAAUGGAACAAUCACUCUGAACAAAAUAUAAACAAAGAGUUUUCUGCAAGUUGUUAAAAGGUACUGGGGAGGAGUGGAAAUGUAUCUCAUGAUAAAAUGAGUUUGGGAAUUGCUGAAUUAAUUAAUCUGGAUUCUUGACUUGGUCUUUAAUCUGUUCAUGUGUAUUGUGAAUACUUAGGAGGGUUUUUGGCUGAGUGAAUGGUAAAGGAGAUGCUAUUCAUUGAGGUAAGGAAGCUUGGGAGAAAUAUAUGUAAUUUUUUUUUAUGAGAAUAGUCUGUUUUAUUUGACAUUUUCUAACACUGGAGAAUUUCUAAGUUUGAAUAUUUCUAAUUUAAAUAUAGGCCUAAAUAGUAGGCCUUAAUAAGAUGUAAUGUGUAUGGUGUUUAUGUUAUAGUUAUCGGGACUUCCCUGGUGGUUCAGUGGUUAAGACUCCACGCUUCCACUGCAGGGGGCACAGGUUCGAUCCCUGGUUGGGGAACUAAGAUCUCCCAUGCCUUGUGGUGUGGCCGAAAAAAAAAAAAAAAAGUUACAGCUAUCAUUGAAAAGGUGAAUGAAAAUAUAUACAUGAGGGUCAAAAAAAAGAAAUACGUGUAAUUCUAAUUUUAAUUUUUUGGGGAUAUGGCUUAUGUUUAGUGAUAAUAAGUUCUAUUUUAGACAUCCUGGGGGGAGAUGUGGAACUGGCAAAGAGGAUGGGAAAGAGAAAGCCCCCAGCACAGCUCCAUUCUUGCUGUUUUGUUCAUUAAGCUUUUGCAUAUGAUUUUUUUUUAACAUCUUCAUUGGAGUAUAAUUGCUUUACAAUGGUGUGUUAGUUUCUGCUUUAUAACAAAGUGAAUCAGCUAUACAUAUACAUGUGUCCCCAUAUCUCUUCCCUCUUGCAUCUCCCUCCCACUGUCCCUGUUGCAUAUGAUUUUGUUUGCAGAGAAUGUUGUGCUGGGAGAGAGAAAGAUGGAAAGAGCGAGCGUGCAUGCCAGUGUACUAAAGGACCUUAAUCAUCCUUUGCAGUAUUAAAGUUCCCAAGUUAAAUCAUGUGGAUUCUUUUCUAUGGAUUUCCACCAGGGGGUGGUGUUGUAUCAAAUUCAGAUAAAUUGGUACAUUGGAAAAUUUAGAAAUGGCUAGAAAUAAAAAUUGGAU
Messenger RNA from Balaenoptera ricei (Rice's whale), 3051 nucleotides. It is a transcript of the gene DDO, whose product is annotated as D-aspartate oxidase. Bases 22 to 1188 code for a protein of 388 amino acids. The transcript is spliced from 6 exons. Gene Ontology annotation, molecular function: D-amino-acid oxidase activity; FAD binding. The record is from RefSeq and is a predicted model, not a curated record. NCBI's taxonomy places the organism in Eukaryota, Metazoa, Chordata, Mammalia, Artiodactyla, Balaenopteridae.